GCCGGGCGCCGCCAGGAGAGGGCGCGGCGCGGCGCUGCGGAGCGCGGCUGGCGCCCGAGUUGUUUCCCGGAGCCCGGAGCCGCGAGACGCUCGCAGUGAGCCCAGCCAGCUCGGGCCGGGCUGGGCUAGGCGGGGCCGGGCGGGGCGGCCCACAGGGAGCUCGCCCCGGGUCACGCCGGCGCCCGCCAGCCGAGCGCGGCGGGGAGCGCGCCAUGGACCCCAAAACGGGCGGUGGCGAGGAGGAUGACUGCGUGGACUCGGGCGCCGAGACCGGAGGGUCUGACUACAGCCACAUGUCCUCCACCAGCAGUGAGCUCUCCGUGGAGGAGGCGCAGGACCCUUUCCUGGUUAGCAUCCACAUAAUCGCAGACCCAGGGGAAUCCCAGCCCCUGCAGGAGGCCAUCGACAAGGUCUUGGCCUGGAUCCACCCGGACCUGCAGCUCUUCCGGGUCUCGGAGAGGCGGGCGCCCCGGCGGCGGAGGAAGCCGCCGAAGGUGGCGCAGCCGGCGCUGGCCGUGGUGCUGUUCCUUCAGGAGGAGUACGGCGAGGAGCCCAUCCUGCAGCUGCACCGCACGCUGCAGCGGCCGCCCUGGCGCCACCACCACACAGAGCGCGUGCCGCGCAGGCUCCUGCCCUACCUGCCCUGCAGCCAGGACUUCUUCACGCUGGCCCCCGGGACGCCGCUGUGGGCCAUCCGGCCCGUGCACUAUGGCAAGGAAAUCGUGCGCUUCACCAUCUACUGUCGCCACGACAACUACGCCGACAUCCUCAAGUUCUACGAGCUGAUCCUCCGGCGCAGCCCCAGCCAGAAGAAGACGGACUUCUGCAUCUUCCCCAUUUUCUCCAAUCUGGAUGUGGACAUCCAGUUCUCCCUGAAGAGACUGCCCUGUGACCAGACCCCCGUCCCCACCGACUCCUCGGUGCUGGAGUUCCGGGUCAAGGACAUCGGCGAGCUCGUGCCUCUCUUGCCCAACCCCUGCAGCCCCAUCAGUGAGGGGCGCUGGCAGACGGAGGACCUCGACGGGAACAAGAUCCUCCUGCAGGCGCAAAGGGUGCACAGGAAGUGUCCGAAACCCGGCAGAACUCAGCCCCCGUCUGAGCAGAGACCUCAUCCCGCGCCUCCGCCGAGCACCGCGGCCCCGGCCCCGAGCAGCACACCUGGCGGCAGCCAGCAGCCCCUGCCGGAAGGGUCACACCUGGGUCCCGGCCCCGCGGGCCUGCCUCCUGGGCCCCAACGAGCCAGCGGCCCUCCCAGCCUCCCCUGGUCUUUCCAGAGAAGCAAGUCCUUGUUUUGUUUGCCCACGGGAGACCCCUCCCCCGGCUCCUCGGCCCUACCACAGUGGUUCUCAAACACAGGUGACGCGGGGCACAGGGCAUCGGAGUGGAGGCAUGGCUGCCUCCUCUCCAUCGAUGACUUGGAGGGGGCCCAGGAGACGGACGUGGACACGGGCCUCCGCCUGUCCUCCUCGGACCUCUCUGUGGUCUCUGCGUAUUCCGCACCCAGUAGGUUCUGCGGCACCGGGGAAGCAGCCCUCCCCUCUGCAAGAUGCGGCGGCCACUGGUCCAAGCCCAGGGGUUCCAGAGACGGACCACUGCCCGCUGGGGGCGGGGUGACCACAGACACCUCCUGGGCUUCCCUCCCUUUCUUCACCAAAGGGCCCGCCAGCUCCUCCGCGACAGCUGCUGCUGCUCCCACUGCUUCCGGCCCCUCCUCGCUCACAGAGUCCGCGCCGGAGCCUCCCUGUGCUGCUCCCAGCGCCGAGCAGACCGGCGGGGAUGCCCCACCGCCGCCAGCGUUGCCCGGACCUGUGGACAAUGCCAUGGAGGAAUUCUACAUCUGAACACCCUCUGCCCUUGUUU
Molecule: messenger RNA, 1860 nt
Organism: Acinonyx jubatus (cheetah)
Lineage: Eukaryota; Metazoa; Chordata; Mammalia; Carnivora; Felidae
Gene: FAM124A
Product: family with sequence similarity 124 member A
Exons: 4
Coding region: 213-1841 (542 amino acids)
Source: RefSeq, a predicted model, not a curated record